Messenger RNA from Pseudozyma hubeiensis SY62, 243 nucleotides. RefSeq lists its product as hypothetical. The transcript has a single exon. Bases 1 to 243 code for a protein of 80 amino acids. Lineage: Eukaryota; Fungi; Basidiomycota; Ustilaginomycetes; Ustilaginales; Ustilaginaceae. The record is from RefSeq and is a predicted model, not a curated record.
AUGCUGGUGCCGGUAGAACGAGAAGUGCGCGCAUCUUCAAGACUUGCCGUACUGCGCCAAGUCGGCGUCGGGCUUCUCUACUGGCGGCGGUGCUUCGCCAAGGCUUGGCGCUUCAUCGUGCGCACCCAUCGCCCGGACUGUCUGCCAGAAAUCUGUCAGGAAUUUGCUUCGCCUUUGUCAGAUAUUUCUUUUGCCCCUCUCAAACAUGGACAAUCUGUGACGCUGGUGGUGGUCAACAUAUAG